AUGGUUGCUCUCGGGAUCGCCAUCCAUUUGUACCGACCGUCGUCGACGCUGCGUCACCAGGACGUCCAGGAAACCGCCUUGCGCGCUGCGCUGGCGCGCCCGCCGGCCACGACCCUUGUCAACAGCACGCAGCUCGUCGACGGCGCGCUCGUAUCGAAAUACGAGACGAACCUCGUGCAUGUGGAUCCGCAGUUCUUUCUCGAGCCCCUGGCGUGCGCGUAUGACCCGCGCCCGAGCAGCGAGCGGGUGCCUGUCGCGCCGCUCAUGCAGCUGCCAAUCGGGACGCUGGCGGCCAAUGCGUCCGUGUUUGUCAUGCUCAACGGCGAGAACGAUGGCCUCUUUCUGCCGUGGCACGGCGACAGCACCUGUCUCCAUACGAUCGCCAUGCAAGCUGCGCGAGCGCUCGGUGCUCACCCGUCUCGCAUCGCAAACGGCGUCCGCCUCGUGUCCCAGUACAGUCUGCCGAUCACAUCAGCAGACGACCUCGAGGUCGCCAACCGCAUCGUACACGUCCUCCUCGACUUUCAGCUCCUCUCGCCCAAGGUGUUUGGCGUCGAGGGCUUUUUCACACAUGCCGAGGCGAAUGCGAUCAUUGCAGAAGGCACGCCGGGGUUGCAGCGGUCGGUGGUCGGUGCGGGCCUCCCGAGCCCGUCGUUUGCCGAGCGGCUCCAACUCGUGCGCUACAAGAGCGGCGAAUACUACCGAAAGCACCUCGACACGAUGAGCUCCAAAAACAUUCUGCCGCCGCACGCCAACGACAAGGACUUUGACGACUAUCUCGCGCGGGCAAAGAUUCCAACCAGGCGACGCGCUGAACCCGCGGCCGCGCGAUUCAAGCGAUUCCCAAAUGCGCUGCUGCAGCUGUUUUUGGACUCACAGCCGCACUUUUUCACGAGCCGCCAGGACGUGGCGUCGGGCGUCGGCGGCACGAUGCGGCUCGUCCUCAAGCAGCGUCCGACCUAUUUGCCAUCGAUCAUCCAGGCGUGGGAAGCCGCCGCGAACCGCAUACGACUGCGGUAUGCGUUUCCAACGACGUUCUCGACUGCGCGCGGCGCCGGCAUGAGUCACUUUUUACGUUGGAUCCGCUGGGUCAAGGAAAAGGUGUCGAUCCUCGGUGUCGAUGCGGUGCCCGCCAGCGUCGCGCCCGCGGGGUCGUUGUACCCCAAGUUUGACGACAGGUUUCAGUUCCAACUGCUCUCACUGUUGGAAGCCCAUGCAUCGCCCGAUGCGCUGCGGACGAUGUUGACGCCAACGUGGUUUGAUUUCUUUCAAACGUACAAGACGCGGCGCGACUGCCUCCACCUCUUGCUUCAAAACGUCCCUGGGCUCGUACGCCACCUUAUUGCGGCGUGGGAAGCGGCUGUCGACGAUACCCGGUUUCACUAUACGCUGCCGUCGUACGUCAAACACACGAGUCCCAACCGGUUUGCGACGCUCUUCGUGUACCUCAACGACGUGGCGGGGGGCGGCACGACCGCGUUUCCGCAUGCAGCUGUCCCCAGCACCCUCUCGCCAACGACAAGUGCGACCAAUAACGAGUGCAACCAAGGGCUGAGCGUGGUCGCAAAAGGCCUGAGCGCUGCAUUCUUUUACGUCAUGACGCCCGACAUGGACAUUGAUCCGCUGAGCGAGCACGGGGGUGCCCCCCGAUUGGAAACCAGUCAAUAA
Messenger RNA from Saprolegnia diclina VS20, 1668 nucleotides. RefSeq lists its product as hypothetical. Gene Ontology annotation, biological process: peptidyl-proline hydroxylation to 4-hydroxy-L-proline. Bases 1 to 1668 code for a protein of 555 amino acids. Lineage: Eukaryota; Oomycota; Saprolegniomycetes; Saprolegniales; Saprolegniaceae. Gene Ontology annotation, cellular component: endoplasmic reticulum. Gene Ontology annotation, molecular function: procollagen-proline 4-dioxygenase activity. The record is from RefSeq and is a predicted model, not a curated record. The transcript has 5 exons.